CACAGGUCCUCUUCGUGCUGGUCGACGUGGGCGGCUACGGCGCCAGCAUGCUGCCCUUCUUCGGCCUGACACCGGCCGAUGCGCCCACGCUGCGCUUCGUCAAGAUGGAGACCAACAGGAAGUACCAGAUGGAGGAGGACGCCUUCUCGGCCCCGGCCCUGCGUGCCUUCGUGCAGGCAGUGCUGGACGGCAAGGUGAAGCCCCAUCUGCGGAGCGCGGAGCCCCCCGAGGACUGGGACACGAAACCGGUUAAGGUCCUCGUGGGGAAGACCUUCGAGCAGGUGGCCUUUGAUGAGACCAAGAACGUCUUUGUCAAGUUCUAUGCGCCGUGGUGCAGCCACUGCAAGGAGAUGGCGGCUGCGUGGGAGGAGCUGGGUGAGCGCUACAAGGACCAUGAGGACAUCGUGAUUGCUGAGAUGGACGCCACGGCCAACGAGAUGGAGAACAUCACCAUCCGCGGCUUCCCCACGCUGCACUACUUCCCUGCUGGGCCAGGCAGGAAGAUGAUCGAGUACAAGAGUAACCGGGAUGUGGAGACCUUCUCCAAGUUCCUGGAAAACGGGGGGACACUGCCCAAGGAGCCGCCUGUGGUGCCCGAGACCCCCAGGAACACCACGGACACAGAGCAGCCCAGUCCUUCAGGAACUGCUGAAAGCAGAGACGAGUUGUGA
This is a messenger RNA of Tinamus guttatus (white-throated tinamou), 671 nucleotides long. NCBI's taxonomy places the organism in Eukaryota, Metazoa, Chordata, Aves, Tinamiformes, Tinamidae. The record is from RefSeq and is a predicted model, not a curated record.